Molecule: messenger RNA, 1261 nt
Organism: Pseudophryne corroboree (corroboree frog)
Lineage: Eukaryota; Metazoa; Chordata; Amphibia; Anura; Myobatrachidae
Exons: 3
Coding region: 274-1206 (310 amino acids)
Source: RefSeq, a predicted model, not a curated record
GUGUUAAACAUCCACGGUUGGUUUUGUAGUUGUAUAAUAUUGUUAAUUCUGCACCUUAGGGUAUGGAUUGGUUGGUGUAAUUGGUUCAUAAUUAAAGUAUACACACCCAAUGAAGUCAGCCAGAAAAGCAUAACCAAAGUUUUGUUUAAUUCACAUAAUGUUCUUCAUAUGUCCACAUCACAAUAAGGUUUUUGAUUAAAUAUCUAAUCACAAUAUAAUGAUCAUAAGGUCCAACUUCAUAUUUCUACAGUACGAAAGAGAGCCAGCACAGCCAUGACACAAACCACACUGCCAAGAGAUGCGGAUGCUGGCGAUGCAGGAACUUCAUCAUCGCACCACACUCCACUAAGACGACAUUCACAGCGGUCUGCCAGUCUCCAGAAGAUGGGUAGCAAGAGACGCCGUCUUGAGGCGGUAACUACACCCGCAUCCUCACCACCACAACGGCGCAUCUCCACUGUGUUGGCUAAGCCACCAGAAGCCAUUUUGGCCAGUCCACAAACCAGGGAACCACAAUCUGAUCCAGACAUCAGGCCCCAGGAUACCCAGCAGGAAACUGACUUGCAGCAAACGUUCACACUCCACCUGCAAGCAAUUGAUAAUAACCAGCCAACCACGCCGGCUGACAUAACUCCACCACCCCAAACAACCCCCACCCACCAAUUGAGCCCAACACCACCCCAGCCACAAGUGGGACCAGAGUUUUGGUCCAGUUGGGCCACACAACAGGCACAAAACUAUGCCUGUCUCAACACAAGCCAAUAUCUUGCCAGGCUGCCCCAUCAUCUACCUAGACUCAGUAGAAACUCAGGCAGACUGAUUGUGCAACUUGGCAGAGUGGCCAAUACCAUGGAGCAGAUGAGAGCAGACAACAGCCAACUGAUAGCAAGUUUUCAGCGCAUAAUGGAUGAACAACACUGCCAUCAACAAGCCCUCAUUGAAAUCACUCAGAACAAUCAGUUAAUCACCGAAAGCCUGUCCAGAAUCAUCUCCAACAACACAGCCGCAACCACACAACUCACAGCAAGCUUCAACAACCUGAGCCAAAACAUAAAUGUGUUGUCAUCCCAACAACAAAGCUCAAGCUCAGGGACAACCACACCUAGCCAGACCCCAGUUACCUCCCCAGUUAGACGAUCCAGCAGAACACGCCCCAAUGUGCCAUCACAAUCCUCUGCAGCCAGCAAAAAAAAACCUAGGAAAUGAGCAAGCCUGCAACAAAAUAUACAGUAUUUUCAAAGAUAUUUAAAGAUUAUAGAAU